Molecule: messenger RNA, 669 nt
Organism: Paramuricea clavata
Lineage: Eukaryota; Metazoa; Cnidaria; Anthozoa; Malacalcyonacea; Plexauridae
Source: the annotation of a GenBank genome assembly
AUGGCUCCCUUGGGACCGAGAAAGCUUGAUGUAGUCAACGCCAAAACUACUGAUAUAUUGGGACUGUUAAAUGUAUUGGAAUGGUCUCCGAGAGGGACAAAUGGUAUGUUCAACACAGGUGUCGAUCUUUCGAAUAUAGCAGCGGCAAGAAGUGCUAGGAAUCUUUGGGCGCAUGCACCGUUGCUGCAUAUAAGUAAUGCUGACAAAGUCAAUGCGUUUGCAUCUUUAACCUCGCUUCUUCAAGACCCACAAUUAAACGGUGACAAAGAUGUCCAAGACGCCAUAAAAGAGCUUAGUAGUUUGCCCCACACUGGUUUAGCGGUUAUUGAAGAAAAAGAAUUGGAAGUAAUCGCUCAGUUACAACGUGAACUUGGUCAGGAUAUCAACAUUUUGGAAAGUGAUAUGACUUUUUGGAAGGAUCAAGUGGAGGCAACCUUGGAGCAGAUUGAAGAUCUGAGGAAAAGGUUGGAUGAAUUUGUAACAAAGAACGAACUACACGACGCUCUGGAAAUUGCCAAGAAAGAAAUCAAAGAAGAGUUGAAAGUGUACAUCAACAGCCGGCUGGAAAAGGCUAAGUCAGAGUCACAGCAAAGGUUUUGUGACGGUAGGUCAGAGCUAAAGUUUAACCCAGUCUCUGAUCGAAUGAAGGAAGAACUUGUCGGUCGUUAG